This is a messenger RNA of Drosophila elegans, 944 nucleotides long. It is a transcript of the gene Reg-2, whose product is annotated as rhythmically expressed gene 2 protein. NCBI's taxonomy places the organism in Eukaryota, Metazoa, Arthropoda, Insecta, Diptera, Drosophilidae. The record is from RefSeq and is a predicted model, not a curated record. Bases 137 to 919 code for a protein of 260 amino acids. The transcript is spliced from 3 exons.
AAUUGCCGUCAAGCACACGUAGUACGCCGGCAGAGUUCAGUCGCUAACGUUCAACGAGCGUCGAAAGUCAACAGAGUGCUUGAGCGGAUUUGAAUUUGAGAUUGGUUCUAGCGAGAUAGAUUAGCUGAACCCGGAGAUGCGCAGCCUCAGCCGCUUUCGCCUCAUCACCUUCGACGUGACCAACACGCUGCUCCAAUUUCGGACCACUCCCGGCAAGCAAUAUGGCGAGAUUGGAGCCCUCUUUGGAGCCAGAUGCGACAACAAUGAGCUGGCCAAGAACUUCAAGGCCAACUGGUACAAGAUGAAUAGGGAUUAUCCCAACUUUGGACGCGACACGAAUCCCCAGAUGGAGUGGCAGCAGUGGUGGCGUAAGCUGAUAGCAGGCACUUUUUCGGAGAGUGGAGCUGCCAUUCCGGACGAGAAGCUGCACAACUUCUCCAACCAUCUGAUUGAGCUGUACAAGACCUCCAUUUGCUGGCAGCCGUGCAAUGGCAGCGUGGAACUUCUUCAGCAACUCCGCAAGAACUUCAAGCCGGACAAGUGCAAGUUGGGGGUGAUAGCCAACUUCGAUCCGCGACUGACGGCGCUGCUCCAAAACACCAAACUGGAACAGUACUUGGACUUUGCCGUGAACUCGUACGAGGUUAAGGCCGAAAAGCCGGAUGCGCAGAUCUUUCACAAGGCGAUGGAGAAGUCCGGCUUGGAGAACCUCCAACCGGAGGAGUGCCUGCACAUAGGCGAUGGUCCCACCACCGAUUAUUUGGCCGCCAAGGAAGUGGGCUGGCACUCGGCGUUGGUCCACGAGAAGAGCUACGCGUAUCUAGUCAAGAAAUACGGCGAGGACAUCGACCGAGAUCACGUUUUUCCCAGUCUGUACGAUUUCCACAAAAAGAUCACGGACGGCACGGUGGUCUGGUGAUCGAUAUUAAAGUAGUAAAGCCAAA